Molecule: messenger RNA, 255 nt
Organism: Mesorhabditis spiculigera
Lineage: Eukaryota; Metazoa; Nematoda; Chromadorea; Rhabditida; Rhabditidae
Source: the annotation of a GenBank genome assembly
AUGCUCGCCAAACAGGUAGCCCGUCCGCUUGCCCAGAUCGCCCGCCAGGCGCACCAUGGAGCCCCGGCUCCAGCCAAGUUCAACGGCAUCCAGUCGCCGACGUCAUUCGUCCACGACGGUUAUGCCACGGCGCGAGUCCCGUUCAACGUGCGCAACAAGUGGCUGUUCGCCUCGAAGGCCGUCGUCUUCCUCGCCGUCGGCUUCUGGGCACCCUUCCUAGUCGUCGAAUGGCAGCUGCGCAAAGCCAACGCCCAC